This is a messenger RNA of Morone saxatilis (striped sea-bass), 1034 nucleotides long. RefSeq lists its product as uncharacterized. The record is from RefSeq and is a predicted model, not a curated record. NCBI's taxonomy places the organism in Eukaryota, Metazoa, Chordata, Actinopteri, Moronidae. Gene Ontology annotation, molecular function: nucleic acid binding. Gene Ontology annotation, biological process: DNA integration.
AUUCUACAAAGGAUGUACCAAGACAAGGUAGGAUGGGACGAGCCACUUCCUGACGACCUCAGGCCACAUUGGGAAGCGUGGCUCCAAGACCUCCACAAUCUGUCUUCGUUGGAGAUUCCACGGCAUUACAUACCAUUGACAGCCAAGGAAGUUCAGCAGAAUGAACUUCACCACUUUUCCGACGCUAGUGUUUCUGGCUAUGGAAUGUGUUCUUACCUCAGGGCUGUUUCGAAGUCUGGUGAAGUCCAUUGUGCUCUUGUUAUGGGGAAGGCAAGGGUUGCACCGACGAAGGUAACAACAAUCCCAAGGCUGGAACUCUCAGCUGCGGUCGUGGCCACGAGGAUAAGUGAUCUGCUAAGGAGAGAAAUGGAGAUAGAAGAUCUACAGGAAUAUUUUUGGACCGAUUCCAAGGUUGUCCUUGGUUACAUUAAUAAUGAUGAAAAACGAUUUCAUGUAUUCGUAGCCAACCGGAUCCAGCAGAUCAAAUCAAGCACAAAACCAGGUCAGUGGCAAUAUGUUGCCUCAGAAGAUAACCCGGCUGACCAUGCCUCUCGUGGACUCACCACAAAGGAGCUUGUAGAGUCUAACUGGUUCACGGGACCUAGCUUCUUGUGGCAAAAGGAUCUUCCUAAGGAAGGAGAGAUAAAGGUGGGAGAACUCAAUGAGGACGACCCAGAAAUUAAAAGAGCACAGGUUCACACAACAAAGGCAAAGGAGGAGAGGUCUCUAUCAGACCGGCUUCAGAAGUUUUCAGAUUGGAAGAAAGCCAUAAGGGCCAUAGCAAGACUGAAACGUCUUGCAAAGGAAGCCAAAGGUCUUAAAACAAAAUCUAAUGAAGCUACGACACUUGAAGAAAGAAAGGAUGCUGAAUGGUUCAUAAUCCGUGUAGUUCAAGAAGAAGCAUUCAGUGAUGAGAUCAAGUCUCUUACACAAAAGAAAGAGAUACAAAAAAGCAAGUCAACCGAGCUGCACAAGUUGAACCCUUUCAUGGAUAGCCAAGAUAUCCUGAGGGUGGGAGGUAGAUUGACACAAGC